Scaptodrosophila lebanonensis is the source of this 954-nucleotide messenger RNA. Its product is annotated as heparan sulfate 2-O-sulfotransferase pipe-like. The record is from RefSeq and is a predicted model, not a curated record. Bases 1 to 954 code for a protein of 317 amino acids. Gene Ontology annotation, molecular function: sulfotransferase activity. Gene Ontology annotation, cellular component: membrane. The transcript is spliced from 4 exons. Lineage: Eukaryota; Metazoa; Arthropoda; Insecta; Diptera; Drosophilidae.
AUGAAUUACGUAGUGUCUUACAAGUAUCUGCAUUAUGCAUCACUGCCUACUUCCCUUCAGUUGAAUUCGCUUAGUGCCAAGGAACUAAACAACACGGCUAAAGCCGAAAUGGACCGUUUGUUCUUCACCCGAUGCGCAAAGGUCGGCAGCGAGGCACUCAUUGAGUUCCUCGAGCACUUGCAGACAGUCAACCGAUUCAGCAUCGAUCGGUACGGGCUGCAAAAACAAAUCAAGCGUCAAAUGAGCGAAGCGGAGCAAGCGGACAUAGCGGUUCACAUCUACCAAAAUUCGCCGGGCUCGGUCUAUGUGGAGCACAUCCCCUGGAUCGACUUCAACGACUUCAAUUUGCCUCGUCCCAUCUACGUGAAUCUGGUGCGCGAUCCCGUGGAGCGUGUGAUCAGCUGGUACUACUACGUGCGAAAUUCCUACCGCAAUGCCAUAUUUUAUCGCAGGAACCCUGAUGCACCCAUCAAACCGGCUAGCUGGUUUAAGAAGAGCUACAAUUCCUGUGUGCGCAGUGGAGACAAGGAAUGUCAAUAUGUGCCGCUCUCGGUAACUGACACUGAGGGCAAUUAUAAACGCCAGUCUAUUUUCUUUUGCGGACACAGUCCCGACUGCUUGCCAUUCAAUUCGCCACUAGCUGUGCAAAUGGCUAAGCGCAAUGUGGACCAAGAUUAUGCAGUUGUUGGCACUUGGGAGGAAACGAAUAUAACCCUUGCUGUCCUAGAGCAUUACAUACCGCGGUACUUUGCAAACGCAACCACAAUUUAUGCAAAGUAUCAGAAAACUUUGAGGAACCGAAAUCGUAACAAUCGCAAGCCCAGAGUGGAUGCGGAUGUUCGAGCUAUGGUGCGACGAAAUUUUACGCACGAGUACGAAUUUUACUAUUUUUGCCGACAACGCCUAUACAAACAGUACAUAGCUAUUAAGAGUAGGGACCUUAACUUGGAAUAG